GUGGAUGCGACAUGUGUCUCCCAGUGCACAAAGCUUGCCUGAAUAUUAGGUGCAGGUUUCGAGAUUUUGAGAACGUGGAUCCAACAGAGUUGCUUCUCUUAGUUUAACGUCAGGGAUUUCAGUCAAGUAUAGUCUCCUGACUCCUCUCGCGGUCUGUGAUCCACUGCUGUUAUCAUGCUUUGCGAGAAAUUAACGGAUGCUUGCAUUAUUUGGUCCUGACCUGCGCUUUUAUAAAAUUCAUAUCUGAUAAAAUGAGUCGGACCCCGUUCGGUCCAGCCUGUAUAUAUGGCGGCCUCCUACAUGAGAACUUCAAUCUGAUCUAACACAUCGGCCAGUGGUGUAUCCACCAUACGUAGACCAGGUCCCCUGAAAAAUUUCUGCAGUUCAACGAGAAGUUUAUGAGAAUGGAGACCUGAGCCAGGGAACUAACUUGGUGAACUGGAAUUCGAGGCUGUGAUCAUCUCUUCGCUUUUUGGAACAAGACGAGAUGGCGGCUACAGCAGCUUCGUCCAGUGUUCCAUUGCUGUGUCCGUACCCUCGGGGUCUCAAGAGUCAAGGAAAUCAAGUGACUGCACGGACGGUGCAAGGAAAUGUGAAUUGCAGAGCCAAGGAGAUGGCGCGACCGAGAGCGAGACCGAGUGGGCUGAAUUCUUCGAGCGCCGCCAUCGGCAGGAGGAGAGGGCGACAUGGGCAUUCUCCUUCGAGGCUUGUGCUCAGUGUGAGCCAGCUGAAGGCUACCGCGAGAACGGGAGCAGAGGCGUGCGAGGACUCGACGGAAGGAGAUGACGGCGAAGACGAUGCGACGAUCCAACAAGCACUCAUACAUCGACGACAGCUGCUGUGUGGCGCAACUGGGACGUUCUCCUAUCUCACUUCCGCAGGGUUCGGGAUUGCGGCUCCCGUCCCUCCGCCGAAUUUGUCCACAAAAUACUGUGAGGCAAUUCCCGAUGAACAAAGCUGUGAAAAUUGCUGUCUUCCCGAUCUUCUUAAGGCUCCGAUCGACUUCAAGUUCGAGGACCUCCCGAUGCGGAUCCGGAAACCGGCCCACAUUCUGUCCAAAGAUGAGGAAUACGUCAAAAAAUACAACCAAGCUUACGUCUUGAUGAAAGGGCUCGACCCAGACGACCCCCGCAGCUUCAAAGCGCAGUGGCACAUCCAUUGUGCCUUCUGCAUGGGCGCCUACUUCGAGCCCAAUAAUCCGAACGACAUCAAACUGCAGUACCACUAUAGCUGGGCGUUCGCCCCGUGGCACAGGAUGUAUCUUUACUUCCACGAGAGAAUUCUCGGGGACCUGAUCGGCGAUAAAAGCUUCGCUCUUCCUGUCUGGAACUGGGACAACCAGCAAGAAGGAGACGGCGGCAAUCAGAUGCCUUGGAUGUUCGCGCCGCUCAACUUCGGGGCAACACCCUCCGAACUGUCUAACGCGAUCAGAAAUCCGGAGCAUUUCCCUCCGCAGGUCGUCCGUCUGGACCCAUGCUGUUACUACGAGGACAUGGGCAUUGUCUACGACAGCAACUUGGCUUUCAUGCACCGUGCGGUGGUCUCCUCGGUAUCGAGCACCAAUUUUCUGGGGAAGCCUUACAGGGCGGGGCAAACUGAAGACACAAAUGGUCCGGGGAGUAUCGAGGAGAACGGGCACAACAUCAUCCACUCUUGGACGGGUUCCAAUUACUUGAAAAUUCACCCUAAUAAUUCAGAUAUGGGGACAUUCUUGUUCACAGCAAAAGAUCCCAUCUUCUACAGUCACCAUGCGAACGUGGACAGACUGUGGACUGUGUGGAAGAGUCUCAAGAUCGAUCCCUCGACUCGGAGAGGCUCGAGAAAGCGAGAGGAUCCGACUGAUUCUGAUUUCCUCGAUACCCAGUUCGCCUUCUAUAAUCACAAGAAGGAGCUCGUGAACGUGAAGAUUAGCCAAACUCUCCACACCGAUCGUCUGUGCUACAAGUACGAGGCGUUGGACAGCGACCAGGAUUGGAUCAACUACAAGUUUAAGCCGUCCGGUUAUGAGAAACCCAGUCCGGGAGAGAUUGACAAGUUGGGGCCGGACACAGUUCUCAAGAAGGGCGUGUCCGUAUCGGUUCCGCUCUCAAGGAUAGAGCCUACUCCGAGCCCUGGGGACGAACUUGAGGAAACUUUGGUAAUAUUAGGUGUGCAGGUGCCGAGGCACUCGGUCUUGCAUUUCAAGGUAUACAUCAACUUGCUCGAAGCCGGUGUCUGUACCCCGUUGGGAGUUGAGAAUUUUGUGGGUGUGAUCGCGCACAUUCCUCACUCGGGAAGCCAUGGGAAGAGACAUAAACGGAAAGUUGACUUCCGAAUCAGCAUAGGAGCUUGUGUGAAAGCCUUGGGAAUCGAAAGAAACGAGCGAGUCUCUGUGACUUUUGUGCCCGGAACCCUCUCGGAGGAUGUUGAUUUUGAUGGAGUGGCGGUAGAGUGGAACUGAGAAUCUCUCAACCAACUCGCACGUUUGAGAGUCUUCUCCGAUAUAUGUUUGCCACGGCUGCAGGCACGAUUGUUCUUUAAGUUCAAUCUCUAGUCCUCGUCAUAUAUCACGACUAGUAGCUUAAUGGACUCAAUGUGGUUCUUGAUUUCCUUUCUUUUCACCCUCGGAUCUCUCAGGAUUUGCUAAUAUUUCCCAAUGCAGACUGCCUGGAAUUUUCGUUCAGAUUAAGAAGACUUGUAUUACCUCGCAUCUAAAAGACCAUCCUCACGAGUCUAUUCCAAUCUCGUGUUGCCGCACACGUGUCUAGACUUUCUUAGAAUAUCCACUAUCUCUGUAUUCUUCCCUCCUCGAGGUAUCUCAUCAGUUAUCCUAGUGUUCUGUCGAUCUUGCCUUCUUUUGUCUGAUCUCAUCUAUAUCGAU
Messenger RNA from Marchantia polymorpha subsp. ruderalis, 2860 nucleotides. Lineage: Eukaryota; Viridiplantae; Streptophyta; Marchantiopsida; Marchantiales; Marchantiaceae. The record is from the annotation of a GenBank genome assembly.